AUGCACAAUGCACAGCAGACACAAGAAUGGCCUUCAACGACGACUCGGAAACCGCGUCGAAUCAGUGUUGAUAGCCGUCGACGCCAAGAAGAAGACAUUGAUGAUCGGCCCCAGAUGCCUACUCGUUCUUCUGCAAUCGUGGAUAUGCCCAUGACGGACUUGUAUCCAACUGUGUCAAACCUAAAUCGCCAUGGGAUCGCCGUUGGCCAACUAUUGGAUAGUAGCCGCGUGACUGAUGAUCGCAUUGGCGAUGACGAUCGAUAUCGACAUCCCCAAAGCCAUCAAACGCCACAAGGAGAGGAAGUGCAGCUUCAACAGAUGUACCACCAACUACCUUCACCACCACAAAGGGCACGCCAGCAAGUUGAAGCUGUUCCUUCUCCUAGUGCCAACAUCAAUAUGAUUCAUAUUGGUGCGAUUGUCAACACUAAUGAGGGCGUCGCCACUAGUAGCAAUCGCCGUCCCCGACAGCGCCCGCAAAAUAUUUCGGUGCCAAAACGGGGAGUGAGACGCUGUAUGUCCGCAGUGACCAUGUCAUCCGACUUGGUUUCAUUUGAUGGGACAGAAUUUGAAGCCAUGCCUGCUGCGGAUGACUACAUGGACGACGACCAACUGCAAGAGUAUUUAGAUCAGCUAGCAAAAGAGGAAGAUCGGAAGUACCGAGAACGAGAAUCGCUGAAGGAAGAGUUAUGUUCGGCAUCAGCGAGCAAUGUCGAAGAUAGGGAAUCGCUAAGUCAACUUUUACAACAUCUGGAUUUUGGUGGUGAUGGAAGUAACGACGACCAUGAAGCAUACUUGAAUCGACUUUUGGAGGAACAAAUGCAAGCAGAGGAACAGUAUAUGAGCAAGGUUGCAAGAAGGGUAUCCGACAUGUCCUGCUGA
Cylindrotheca closterium is the source of this 882-nucleotide messenger RNA. The record is from the annotation of a GenBank genome assembly. Lineage: Eukaryota; Bacillariophyta; Bacillariophyceae; Bacillariales; Bacillariaceae.